This is a messenger RNA of Candida dubliniensis CD36, 1884 nucleotides long. RefSeq names its product malate dehydrogenase (oxaloacetate-decarboxylating) (gene MAE1). Gene Ontology annotation, biological process: malate metabolic process; pyruvate metabolic process. The transcript has a single exon. Lineage: Eukaryota; Fungi; Ascomycota; Pichiomycetes; Serinales; Debaryomycetaceae. The coding region runs from base 1 to 1884 and encodes 627 amino acids. Gene Ontology annotation, cellular component: mitochondrion. Gene Ontology annotation, molecular function: NAD binding; malate dehydrogenase (decarboxylating) (NAD+) activity. The record is from RefSeq and is a predicted model, not a curated record.
AUGUUAAAGGUUGCCAGACCCCAGAUCCGAUUUAAUUCAACCACAGCCGCAGCUGCAGCCGCAAAGACCGCUCAAGUGCGUACUCGUACUGUUAAAACCCCCGUUGGCAUUAAAGCUGCAAUUGAGUCAUUAAAACCAAAAGCCACGAGAUUGUCAAUGGAUGGUCCAGUUGAAUGUGCAAUUUCAGGGUUUUCCUUGUUGAAUUCACCUCAAUUCAAUAAAGGAUCAGCAUUUUCCAAAGAAGAAAGAGAAAGUUUUAAUUUGACUGGACUCUUACCUUCACAAGUCAACUCCUUAGAUGAACAAGUGGAAAGAGCAUAUCGACAAUUUUCCUAUUUGAAAACUCCUUUAGCCAAGAAUGAUUUUUGUACAUCCAUGAGAUUACAGAAUAAAGUGUUGUAUUAUGAGUUGGUGAGACGUCAUAUUAGAGAAAUGUUGCCAAUUAUUUAUACUCCUACUGAAGGUGAUGCAAUUGCUAGUUAUUCCGAUAGAUUCAGAAAACCAGAAGGUUGUUUCUUGGAUAUUAAUGAUCCCGACGGUAUUGAUAAACGUUUAUCUGCUUACGGUGAAGAUAAGGAUAUUGAUUAUAUUGUUGUUUCCGAUGGUGAAGGGAUCUUGGGUAUUGGAGAUCAAGGUGUAGGUGCCAUCAGAAUUGCUAUAGCCAAAUUGGGUCUUAUGACAUUGUGUGGUGGUAUUCAUCCUGCAAGAGUUUUGCCAAUUGCUUUAGAUGUUGGUACAAACAAUGAUAGAUUAAUAAAUGAUGAAUUAUACAUGGGUAAUAAAUUCCCAAGAGUUAGAGAUGAAAAGUAUUGGGAUUUUGUUGAUAAAGUGAUUCAAGCAAUUAAGAAGAGAUUUCCUAGUUCAGUUUUGCAUUAUGAAGAUUUUGGCGUGUCGACUGGUAGAGAUUUGUUGUACAAGUACAGAGAAGAAUUGCCUUCAUUUAACGAUGAUAUUCAAGGAACUGGUGCUGUGGUAAUGGCAUCAAUUACUGCUGCAUUGAAGUAUUCCAACCGUGACUUGAAAGAUAUUCAAGUCUUGGUCUAUGGUGCUGGAUCUGCUGGUUUAGGUAUUGCUGACCAAAUCACCAAUCAUUUGGUAUCACACGGUGCCACUGAAGAGCAAGCAAGAGGAAGAAUUCAUUGUAUGGAUCGUUAUGGCUUGAUAACUGAUGAGUCCACUAAUGCAAGUCCGGCACAGCUUAAAUAUGCUGAUCCUUCUUCAGAAUGGGAUGGUGUUGAUACUAAAAGUUUAUUGGCAUGUGUGAAUAAGAUUAAACCAACAGUUUUAGUUGGAUGUUCUACCCAAGCAGGUGCUUUUACUGAAGAAAUCGUCAAGGAAAUGUAUAAACACAAUCCACAACCAAUUAUUUUCCCAUUAUCCAACCCAACCAGAUUACACGAAGCAAUUCCCUCUGAUUUAAUGAAAUGGACAGAUAACAAUGCAUUGAUUGCAACUGGAUCUCCAUUUGAACCUGUGGAUGGAUAUUAUAUAUCGGAAAACAAUAACUGUUUCACAUUUCCAGGUAUUGGAUUGGGUGCUGUAUUAUCCAGAUGUACUACAAUUUCCGAUACUAUGAUUUCAGCAGCAGUUGACCGAUUGGCUUCCAUGUCUCCGAAAAUGGAAAACCCUAAAAAUGGAUUGUUGCCUAGAUUAGAAGAAAUUGAUGAAGUUAGUGCUCAUGUUGCCACUGCAGUUAUUUUACAAUCCUUGAAAGAAGGUACUGCUAGGGUGGAGAGUGAAGAAAAACCAGAUGGUGGAUUUGUUGAAGUGCCCAGAGAUUAUGAAGGUUGUCUUAAAUGGGUACAAUCACAAAUGUGGAAACCAGUGUAUAGACCAUACGUUAAGGUGGAAUACGUUUCUGAAAUUCACACUUAUCAAUAUUAG